Molecule: messenger RNA, 7134 nt
Organism: Paramuricea clavata
Lineage: Eukaryota; Metazoa; Cnidaria; Anthozoa; Malacalcyonacea; Plexauridae
Source: the annotation of a GenBank genome assembly
CCUUGGCCUGUCCUUGAACGUGAGAGCUGGCACGAGCACGUGAACAACACAUGAACAAUAUUGAUAAAAAUAAAAUCUGUUCUAUAUUUUGGGAUUUCUUGGAUAUUCUACACGAUUCUUGCAAGUUAUGGCUAAGUCUUUUUUCCACGACAUCGAGCCUGUCCCUACAGCCGAAACUUUCCGUAUACUGGAUCAGUUUAAUUCUGAUACGAACCCGAAUAAAGUUAAUCUGGGAAUCGGAGGUAUUGUGCAAUAGAGAAAAUACAUGUCAUACUGUACAUACAAUACGUACAAUGUACAGCUGGCAUAUUGGCACGUUUGCUUCUUGGAUUUCAUCCACUUAUGUUUUCAACUACCAUAUGCAUUUUGUUGGUAACCAGUUUAUAUGAUUAUAAAGCGUGUUUAUAUUAUCUUGGCUAGGUGGGACAAGUCAGUUGCAAGAUAUCCCACACAGCUAAAAACGAUCCGGUUGUUGCAAUAGUUGAUGAAAACAGGAUUGAACAAUGUUUUGUUGCCCACAUUGUUCACAGUUGUCAACGAUAUUGAACAAUAUUGUUACACCCGAUUCAGGCUUAACAAUAUUGUUCAAUAUUGUUGACAAGUGUGAACAACGUGGACAGCAAAACAUUGUUCAAUCCUGUUAAAUUGUUUUUACGCGUGUAGGCUGGAUCCCGGUCUUUUGCAGGGCUCUUACCUAGCCAGGACAAAAAAUCCAUAUAAACACUCCCAUCCCGCCUAGGUAACAAAGAUGAAAGUUUCUCAUGAUAAAAUUGAUGAUAAUUUAUUACAUAAUUAAUUAAUUGUUAUUGGCCACUUAAUUAUUAUAAUGGUCACUUCAACAUAUCCUAGAACAAAAUCUAACCCCACUAAGUCAUUCUAUAUGGUGCAGCUCUCUGUUAUUCGGCAGUGUGAAGUUACACAGAUUGCACUCUGGCCUCAGCUCUGUACUAGCUCUGUACUGCUUGAUCUGGUAAACAAAAGGUUACUGAUUAGGUUGCUGGUCAUGAACUAGGCCUAGCCAUUAACCAAGGCAGGUUGCAUGACAACUGAGGGAGUUAUGAGUGCAGUGGUCUGAGGAAUGGGGGAUCUUAGGGAUGAAAUUGUAGUUUUUUCAUUACUCCCUGAUGUGGACACGCAAUGUAUAUCAUUUUUAAAAUGCAUAUUUUAUCAACAUCGGUUUCACACAAUCGGAAAGUACAGAUAAUUCUACUGAUUCUGAUUGUCAACUGAUAAGGCAAAAAUCAAUUGGCCUGAUAGUGAUUAUUGGUCAAUCGCUAUAGUUUUCGAUGUUUAACAUUUUGUAAUAUCCAGUCGGGAUACAAGUCAUUCACAGUUUGGUAUCCAAAACCAAAUUUUACUAUCCUGUGCAUAUCAGGAUACCCUGGAUCUUAGAUUCUUUGCUUGUCAAAAAAUGUUUGUACACUGAAGUUGCUUAUAUGGUUAGAGGUCUUGAGAAUGAAGGUCAUGGAAUGCAGCUUUGAUUGGGUAAGGCCAAAAAAACCUGAACCCCAUGCAUCCUUUUGGCCCCUAAGGCCAGGGGUGCAUGUGUGUGCACUCAUACCCUCCACUUAACCUAGACUGUUACUAUGUGAUAUGUUUGUGUAUAUUAUCUACUGUUUAGUCUAUCGAACCAAUGAAGGCAAGCCAUGGGUUCUGCCAGUUGUAUCAAGUACAGAGACAGCACUUGCAGCAGACAAAACAUUGAAUCAUGACUAUCUAAGCAUUGAUGGAAUGAAGGAAUUUUAUACAAUUGCUUCUAAGUUAAUCCUUGGAGCUGAUAGUCCAGCUAUUGUUGAGAACAGAGUAGGUUAUAAAGACUGCAUGUGCAUAAUGUUAAUUCUCUAUUAAGCUCCUGUUUCUGAUAAGUUACCUGCCUCAAAUAUGUCCCCAUCCCAACUAAGCUCCCUCUCUAAUACCUCCUGAUUUUAGAGGUAGGUAUUUAUUAGCCCUCUUUUCCAUUUUAACCCCCCCCCCCUUCUUUCCCCUUCAUGACAAAAGAAAACAUGUGUACUAAUUUGUAAUUUACCAUAUUCAAUUAUUCAAAUUUCAAUGUGCCUGCCCUCUGUAUUAAGCUUCCCUCUCCAAUAAACACCCCUCCCCAAUAAACACUCCUCUCCAAUAAACACCCCUCUCCGAUAAACACCCCUCUCCGAUAAACACCCCUCUCCGAUAAACACCCCUCUCCGAUAAACACCCCUCUCCAAUAAACACCCCUCUCCAAUAAACACCCCUCUCCAAUAAACACCCCUCUCCAAUAAACACCCCUCUCCAAUAAACACCCCUCUCCAAUAAACACCCCUCCAUUGACAGGCUGAAAUACUCUGCAUAAUUUCUAGCUCUUGUGAUCACUUUUUAAAAUAAAUUUGUGUUGUUGAAGGUUUGUGCUGUUCAAGCGUUGUCUGGUACUGGCAGUUUACGUUUGAUACUUGAGUUUACAAAGCGGUUUUUGCCUCCAAAAGUUGUGUAUACACCCAAGCCAACAUGGGGUAAGGAAUGAUAAGUAUUACAUAAAACAGACAAACCUCUUAACAGAUAGCCUGCGAACAGGCUCUCAAGCUGAAUUGAGAGCCUGCAUCGAUGACUAAUGAAUUUGAAUAUCUGCGUCUCAAAUCGUGACACGAAAUUCUCAUUGGUCAGAUGCUAUAAUUUAUAUGUUUCCGCUGAGCUCUAUAUAUGUCAACUGCUGAAGCACUAUGCAUAAAAAACACAUUAACUGAUCAAAUUGGUCUUGGCCAUCUUAUCUCAAAGCACGAAAUGUUCUGUUUUGAGAAAACAGUAUUUAAAACAUAUUUUAAACUUUGCUUGAAUAUCUUAUAUUUCGAAAAAAAGUAUAAACUGUACGGUCUAAAUUUAGUUUGCACGGUCUAAAUUUAGUUUGCACGAAAGUUGUAAACAACACCAUAUAAGGAUAGACAUUCCAUAUUUGGAAAAACGAACGUUACGGGGCAGAUAUUCAAAUUCAUUAGUCAUUGAUGCAGGCUCUCAAUUCAGCUUGAGAGCCUGUUCGCAGGCUACUUAACAGACAUCUCUCUAAUUAGCGGACACCAACUUCUGGUAAUAAAAUAACUAUGAUUAUUAUAACCCUUAUUAUGCAGGCACGGUCCUUUAAGUGGACACAUUUUUUAGGUCCCACAGAUUAUUUUUUAACUAAUGUUCCUCUAAAGGAGUGAAGUGUUCAAUUGAAAUACACAAGUUAUGAGAUCCAAAUACACAAGUUAUGGGAGUACACAAUUAAAAUACUUGCAAGUUAUGGAAUCCAUUCUUUUUUAAGGCAACCAUGUUAAGAUUGCGAGAGAUGCUGGUUUUACUGACAGACGAGAAUAUCGUUGUUACAACAAAGAAACUCGUGGGUUGGACUUGAAUGGAAUGCUUGAGGAUUUACAGGUAUAGACAAAAUAGACUGAUAGGUACAGUAGCACAGGUCUUGUUAAAACGUCAUGCACAGUAUGAGAAUUAAACUCUGAUUAGAAAGUAUGUACUCAGAUAUCAUCAGUUCCUCGUACCCUUAUGAUACAUACGUGGCUGAAAACAAAGAAGCCUUUUUCGGUAGUACCGGAUCGUAAUAUUAGAGAAGUUCAGAUUUGACUUCCACUACUGCUACUGCUACCAAUAGGGAUCAUUAACCAAUCAGAUGCGUUUGAUAUAUCCGAUUAACCAAUCAGAUGUGUGAACUAAGCCAGUGAGAGGUAGUGGUAGCAGUAGUGGUGGAAGUCGAAUUUGAACCUCUCUAUUGGCGUACCUUCGGUACAAAGCCACGCGAAUUAUCGCACCCUGAACACUUAUGCUCAAAACUUAUUGUAUAGUAAUGUAUGUAAAUUUAUUUUCAAGAAUGCUCCAGAGGGUUCUGUGAUAAUCCUGCAUGGUUGUGGACAAAACCCAACUGGAGUGGAUCCCUCAAAUGAAGAGUGGAUAAAAAUUGCUAAUGUUAUAAAGGUAAUAUAUUUAUUUAGGGACUUUCAAACUGGAUUAGCGCUAACCCCGAGUUAAGACUUUCGUUUAGGUACAUCUUUAUGUUCAUUUAUUUCAACAUUUUUGAAAGCAAAACUUCUGUUGGCGCAGACAAAAUAUUUGGAAAAUAUCUCCAUGUUUAUAUAAAUAGGCUAUCGGGAAGAUUGCUUUGAAGAUUUUUGUUAAACCAGAAUGGAUGAUUCCAGCUGUUGGCUAAAUUUUGAUCUAGGCAAGAUGAGCAAAAUCCAUCACCACAGCUAGAAAGAGCAUGUUAAAAUUAAUAAAAUUGCAAAGUUUGGUCGCGAAAUGUUGUAAAAUGCGGAAAAUAUAGCACUGCGAAAUUUGCAAAGUUUGUAUUAAUUUGUAUUUAUACGCGCGGGAAAAUGCACCACAUUUGGGCCGAAAGUAAGGCAAACACUUUCCUCUAACUUCAUGCAUUUCGAUCAUUGUUAAAAUAAUUGACAUAUAUAUAAUUCUUUCUAUGAACGAUAAACGGAUAUAUAUAGUUUUUUCUAUGAAGGAAAAACGUCUAGUUUGUAUUUUUUGUAAUUCUAGAUUGUUGGUUUAAUUUAAUUUUAUAAAAUGAGUACUAUUUCAUUUGCAGGAGAAACAUUUAUUUCCUCUUUUGGAUUACGCGUAUCUUGGUCUUGUGUCGGGUGAUAUUGACCAAGAUGCUUUCGCUGUCAGGCAUUUUGUUUCUCAAGGGAUUGAACUGGGAGUUGCUCAAUCUUUUGCGAAGAACUUUGGUUUAUAUUGUAUGUUUUUUUAAUAUUUUUAUUUGUCUACUUUCUAUCUUUUCUCUAAGAAAUUCUUUUCCAUAAUCUGUCUCGUACCCAGUCGUGAAUGAGUACAUAUAUAGAUCAGUGGACUGAGUGGACCGAGCCUUGAUCAUUCAACCCCCAUUUUAGGGACUGGGUGCGAGUCAGUUGCAAAAUUACUUUAAAAUCAUUGAACAUGCCAACCUCGUACCCAGGCUAUUUUCUCUCACCUGCUGAUGUGAACAUGCGUCUUCUGGGUUGGGUGGUGACCUCUUUGAACUAACAAUAAACCGGCAACAAGACCUAGCUUUUGUGUUCUGUUUGCGUCCUAAACGCGAUCUAAUUCACGUUCCAUUUUCCUUAAUUCUAGUUUAGUCGUUGAGCAUUGCGCACACUCAAUGAUUUCAGUCAGCCGAUUCUGGUUUAGAAUCUGCGGAACGGUGUAAAUAAAUUGAACGGACGAAUUUUCCUUUACUGUAUAUUGUUUUAUUUGUAGCUUCCAGGAUCGGUUGUUCAUUUUUGGUCGCCAGUUCUGCAGAAUAUGUGAAUACCCUUCGAAGUCAACUCAAGGCCAUCAUCCGUCCAAUGUGGUCCAACCCCCCUGUUGAAGGUGCACGUAUUGUGACGACUGUGUUAAGCAAUCCUGCCUUACUAACCGAAUGGUAAGAGGCAAAUAAUUACAAAAGACCAUUUAGGCAGACACUAUGGCAGGGAGGAGGAGGGGUUACUGCCGCCCCCCCCCCCCCCCCAAUAAUUUCUUAAAGCCUUUGAAUGAUAUGUGAAGAACUGUGUAACAAAGCUGUAACAAUAAUUUUUUAGGAAAGAAUGUGUUUUGUCAAUGUCAAAGCGUAUCAAGUCUGCUCGGGAAAGUCUUUUCCAAAAGAUGCGUGAAUUAGGAACUCCCGGCAAUUGGGAACAUAUUAUGAAACACUGUGGCAUGUUUACGUUCACUGGACUUACACGUAUGUAGAGUUGGAUUAUUAUCAACCAGCGCUCUGAAAACUAGUUGGAGAAUCAAUGAGAAUACGCCACUAAGUAGCUAGUUAGUGGUGGUGAAGGGGAGAACAUUUUACUGGACAUUUGAAAGAUUAUAUAAGAUUAUAUUAAUAAAUGCCUUAUCGUAUUAAUGCUUAUACUGCAGGCUCUGCAGGGAACAACGAAAAAUUCGUUUCCUCUAGUGGAUUGAGAAGCGACUAUGUUUUCUUGUGAAAUUCAUAUAAUAUGAUAGGUUGCCUUGUCAAUACUUCGUGUUAAAAUCUCGCAUCUUGUAUCAAGUCUGCCAGCAAGCCAUCAACAAGUUGUGUUCACUGCGGUUGUCCCAAGUUGUCAACAAGUUUGGAACAAACUGUUAACAACUUGUAACAAACUGUUAACAACUUAUAACAAACUUGAUGGCAUAAUCAGAGUUGUUGCAAGGUUGUUCCAGUAAGUCCGAUACAGUCAUGAUAUAACGAUACUGUUACAACCUUGUGUUGUGAACCUUGUAACUUUCUUGUUAUAUCAUGACUGUAUCAAACUUGUUGGAACAACCUUAAUUGUAACAAAUCUGAUAAUGACAUCAAGCUUGUUGCGAGUUGUUAACAGCUUUUUCCAAACCUUUUUCCAAGCAGUGCGAACACAACUUGUCGACAGCUUGUGAACAGAUUUGUAUAAUAACUUGUUUGCAGACUUGUAACAACUUGUGCGUUUUAAUUUUACCUGUGUAUGUCACAAAACAUUUCAUCAUGCUAUUCUAUUUUUUGUCCACUUUUUUAUUUGAAUAAUAUUUUUUCCUUUUAUCGUCUAUUCUAUUGUAGCAAGACAAGUGAAGUAUUUGCUGGAGAAGUAUCACAUAUACACGUUGGGAAAUGGCCGUAUCAAUAUGUGUAUUAUUAACCCAAGUAAUGUUGAAUAUGUUGCAAAGGGAAUUGAUGAUGCUGUCCGCAAUGUUACUGAGUAAACUAUAUUAGUUAGGACACACUAUAUAUAAAGUUAUAAUCAAUAAAUAGAUAGAAACCUUAUUCCAAGGGCCAUAUAUAUACUUGAAAAGAUUGGUAAAUAUUUAAUUUGAUGUCAUCAUGUCUAGAAAUGCAUUUUAAUGUUCUCAAAACACUGAUAUUUCUCUUUUUAUUUGGAAGAGAAGUUUUUUUCCAUGUUUAGACAUUUUGCAGAAUUACUGGUGUGUAUACCCAUUAUAAUCAUACUCACUUUGCCUUGAUAUUUUAAGUUUUGAUUACAGUAAUUCUAUUUAACAUGAAUUUGCAAGUUCAUACGAGUUUAUUUUAUAAUGAAGUAAGAACAAUAAAAUUGAUAGUACGAAACUAGUUUUUCCUAUCUCUCUGAGGAUGGUUCUGAAAUUGAUUUUUCAAGUCUGUUGCUUUUUGCAAAUGGGAGACCUGGGAAAAAGGUGAUCGCGAUCCUGCGGAUCAUUUGUUCUUGUGUACGGAAC